AUGGACGGGAAAAGCGCCGCCUACGCGUCCAUCGUGCUGUCUAUCAGCGCCACGACGAUGAUCCUCCUUCUGGCGACGCGACUGUCGACAAAACUUGAUGAGAUUUCCGGAGAGAUCGAGCGAGACAUGCUCGAAUUCCGAGACAUGGAAAAACAGACCGCGUAUCACGUGCGCGUGGGUCGUUCCAUAAGACGCACCCACCCACGUCGUCAUCGUCAAGCCUCAGGCACCUGCCAGUGCAACGGCGAUAACAUUUGUCCGCCUGGACCACCCGGCGUGCCCGGUGAAGCAGGACUAGAUGGCGAUCCAGGUCUUCCAGGCGAACGUGGAGCGCCAGGAGGUCGAGGAAACUUACCCGGUGUAACCAUGGACCCGCGUGGACAAUGCAGAGCGUGCCCGAACGGUGACCCCGGCCCACCAGGCCCACCUGGACUGCCUGGAACUCCUGGCUCACCUGGACCAAAUGGAGCUGGAUGGGAGACAUCUUUACCUGGUCCACCGGGAGUACCUGGACAAGCUGGUGAGCCCGGUACACCUGGAGCACCUGGCAAAAAUGGACCUCCGGGUGAUCGCGGAAAUGAUGGAACGCUAGGAGGCAAAGGGCCCACAGGUCCACCUGGACAGCCAGGGGUUCCUGGCGAAGCCGGACCUGCUGGCCAACCUGGCCCACCAGGUGCAAGCUCUCUUGCAGGAGCGCCUGGACCCAGUGGACCUGAUGGACGACCUGGCGAACCCGGAGUGCCUGGAACGCCUGGACCACCUGGACGAAACGGUGGACCAGGAACGGAUGCACACUACUGUCCUUGCCCUGGUAGGGCUCCAGGCGGAGCAGCCCGUGAGCGUGCCGCACACAAGAAGAUCAAGGCCUAA
Messenger RNA from Cooperia oncophora, 870 nucleotides. NCBI's taxonomy places the organism in Eukaryota, Metazoa, Nematoda, Chromadorea, Rhabditida, Trichostrongylidae. The record is from the annotation of a GenBank genome assembly.